Anopheles maculipalpis is the source of this 1721-nucleotide messenger RNA. Its product is annotated as zinc finger protein 260-like. Gene Ontology annotation, molecular function: RNA polymerase II cis-regulatory region sequence-specific DNA binding; DNA-binding transcription factor activity; histone deacetylase binding. Bases 1 to 1686 code for a protein of 561 amino acids. Gene Ontology annotation, cellular component: nucleus; cytoplasm. NCBI's taxonomy places the organism in Eukaryota, Metazoa, Arthropoda, Insecta, Diptera, Culicidae. Gene Ontology annotation, biological process: cell fate commitment; regulation of transcription by RNA polymerase II. The transcript is spliced from 4 exons. The record is from RefSeq and is a predicted model, not a curated record.
AUGAUGAAAAAAUCAACGCGCCAAACGCGAAUGUCUCGGUACGUGGGUAAGCAUUCUCCAAAGAUCGCGACUCCGGAUGAAGGCAACAAUAAUGUCAACAUCAGUAGCAAAGGUACCAUCCCAACAUCUGUGAAGAUAGCGAGUGGCGACGAAGAAAUGGCUUUGAUGGAACUUCCUUCGUUCAUCGUGGAAAAACCGAUCAAUUACGACGACACAUCUGCCGACUGUGAGGAGGAGGAUGAUAAGUCGGAUGUGAAGAAGCUAGUCAAUGCCACCGAUGACGCCGGCGAGGAAGGCGAUGGUGCUGAGUCUGGAAGUGGAACCGAUGCAACUUUAUCCUCUGCUGGUGGGUCAUCAUCGCAGAAGCGCGGUCGAAAGCGCCAAGAACGGAAAUUGUAUCAAUGCGAAGUUUGCCAAAAGGAGUUUAUGGGCACGAACGAUUUGCGCAAACAUUUGCGUAUACAUAAUGAUGAACGACCGUACCCAUGCCCGCACUGCAAGAACCGCUUCCGGCAGGCAGGAUGCCUAAAGAACCACAUUGCUUCACAGCACGGCACGGAUGAGCAGUAUACUUGCGAUCUUUGUGGCAAAUCGUUUCCGAUUAAGGAGCGGCUACGUUUGCAUAUGCGCAUUCACACGGGCGAAAAACCGUACAGUUGCUCGCUUUGCCCGAAAACGUUUGCACGUGGUGGACAGUUAACGCAACAUCUUGCUACACACAAUGGGGUAAAGAAGCACAAAUGUGACCAGUGCACAGCAGCAUUCUCUUGCGCGGCUAACCUGAAAAUGCACCUUAAAAGCCACAUGGACAUUCGAGACUACACGUGUCAUAUUUGCGGUCGAGGAUUCUAUCGACCGGAUGCGCUGAAAAAACAUCUUCUGUGCUAUCAUGCUAAUCUGAAAGCGUUUCACUGCAACAUAUGUAACAAAAUGUUCAAAGGACACUUGCCGCAGCACAUGCGGACGCAUCUGAAGGUGCGUCCGCACGGUUGUGCUGUGUGUGGUUCGGUUUUCUCGCAACGGUCGCAACUUAUCGUUCACCAGCGCAUUCAUAGUGGUGAACGGCCAUAUCGCUGUCAAGUUUGCUGGCAGGCGUUCGCCCACUCAAGUGUUCUUAAGUUACACAUUCGUAAACAUACAGGCGAGAAACCGUUUGAAUGUCCGCUUUGUAGCUCGAGUUUUUCACAGCUACCACAUUUGAAGAAGCACAUGCUCUCUAUUCACCAACAGGACAAAUCGUACUUAUGUCAAAAGUGCAAGGAAUUUUUCAAGACCAAAAUGGACUAUCAACUACACGUUACAGCGUGCUAUAAAGAUCCGGCAGCAGUAAAAAAUCUCGACAAUAUGCUGGACCCCAUGUAUCGACCGACGGAAACUAACGGCAUUGAUCCCCCCAUGACCAUUUCACGCAUGCGGUUUUUGGUGGCAAUUUUGCUGAAGAAAAUAUCCAGCGAGGAUCGACUGAAGGAGCUGGGCUUCGAUAAGCGAUUGAUUGACAACGUUCUAAUCGGUUCCCUAAAGUGUGCAGGGCGCAAGGUCUGCGAUGACAAGUCAUAUGAUCCGCUAGAACGAUUGAAGCUGAACGUACAGGAACUACUUGAAUGGACCGUACCAACAAACUAUAUGGAAGAAUUUCGCGGUGCCAAUCGUAGCACUGAAGAGCUCCUAGAAGAACUCACCAACUAAGAUCGUCAAUUUGAUCGAUCAUUGGCUUUUACCGG